Drosophila navojoa is the source of this 2537-nucleotide messenger RNA. It is a transcript of the gene kumpel, whose product is annotated as kin of rumpel. NCBI's taxonomy places the organism in Eukaryota, Metazoa, Arthropoda, Insecta, Diptera, Drosophilidae. Gene Ontology annotation, cellular component: membrane. Gene Ontology annotation, molecular function: symporter activity. The record is from RefSeq and is a predicted model, not a curated record. Gene Ontology annotation, biological process: transmembrane transport; sodium ion transport.
CGUGCGUGCAGCUUGUGCUUGAGCGCUCGAUGUGAGCUGUGUGUGUUUUAUCCUGAUUUUCAAAGGGAUUCUGCAGUGAGAGUCGAGUAAAGUGAAUCCAGCAGUUCAGUUUUCCUUGUGGCAAAGUUAUCCGUGCUGGUCAUUAGGAUACACAAGCUUCUGACUGAAGCUUAAUGAAAAAUCGAAGGAGUCUGCAACAAGUGUCGAAGCGUGAACGUCUGUAUGUGUGUGUGUGUCUGUAAACCAAUACAAAAGUAAUCAAAGCUGAGCGCAUUUAAGCAAAAAGUGUGCUUGGGCAACACGACAGGAAGUCAAUGAAAAUAAACACAUAAAAGCAACUUGCGGUCUACUGAAUUAUGUCAACGACCAUUCAGCGGGAGGAAAUAAUAAUGGAUGUGGCUGAGGCUGUUAAUACGCCGCCGACAGUGGUCAAUGCGAUUGUUCAGACAGUCCAAUCCAUAAUUAGCAGCACAACGGCAAAAGCAACAACAAGUGUAUCAGACUUGGGCAGCUCUAGCAUCAGCACCGCAGCUGCCUUCACCACCACCACCACCAUCCCCACCAGCACCACCGCUGACACCACAGAAGGAACAAUACCAACAACAUUCUCAACGACAACAACAACAAUAACAACAUCGUCGUCCAGCAUGACAGAGAAGCCCAGCGUGAGCGAUUUAAGCAGCGCACUGCAACAUUUUGGCAUUGUUGAUUAUUUGGUUUUCAUAGCCAUGCUGGUGGUCUGUGCCGUAAUUGGCUUCUACUUUGGCUUCAUCGAGAAGAAGAAGAAACAGCAAAAGGGCCAACUGCCCACCGAUGAAAAAGAUGGCGCCGGCACCGCCGGCAUCGAGGAGCGUCGCGGCUCGGAGGCCUUGGAUUACUUGGUGGGUGGACGCAAAAUGAAAGUGUUUCCGGUUUCGCUAUCCCUGGUCGCUAGUUUUGUUUCGGGCAUAUCAUUGCUGGGCACAUCAACGGAGAUUUAUGUGUAUGGUACGCAAUAUGCGUUCAUAUUAGUUACGCUGGCCAUAUCGGGAGUCAUAUCGUGGUAUAUCUUCCUGCCCGUCUUCUGCAAUCUACAAUUGACCUCCACAUAUGAGUACUUCGAGCUGCGCUUCAACAGAACAACUCGUGUAGUUGCCUCGGUGCUCUUUAGCAUAACCACACUAAUCUGGCUGCCUAUCGUCAUCUAUGUGCCAGCGCUGGCCUUUAAUCAGGUGACGGGCGUAAAUGUUCAUGUAAUUACGCCGGCGGUGUGUAUUAUUUGCAUAUUUUACACCACGGUUGGCGGCUUGAAGGCUGUCGUCUGGACGGAUGUUAUUCAAACCAUAAUUAUGGUGGGCGCCAUAAUUAUCGUUGUCGUCAAGGGCACCCUGAAUGCGGGCGGCCUGGGCGCGGUCAUCCAAAGGAAUCUGGAUACUGGACGCCUCGAAUGGCCCGAAUGGACAUUCGAUCCGAAGACCCGCAUGUCCGUCUUCGCCCUGUUCGUGGGCUACACAGCCCAUUCGACGUACAACAUCGGCUGCAAUCAGAUCAUCACCCAGCGACUGCUGUCGCUGCCCAGCGUGAGGGCAAUGGGGCAGAGCACAUUGCUGUUUGGGUUCGGUGUGAUCAUCCUGACGUCACUGACCUUGUAUAAUGGCCUGCUGCUGUUCGCCACGUACCACGACUGCGAUCCGCUGACCACGAAGCUAGCCAAGGCAAAGGAUCAGCUGGUGCCGCUGCUGGUCAUGGACACGCUGGGCGCAUAUCCGGGCGUGUGCGGCAUGUUUGUGGCUGGCGUGUUUAGUGCCUCGCUCAGCUCGCUGUCCACGGCGCUCAACUCGAUGGCCGCCGUCCUGCUGGAGGACUACAUCAAGCCGCUCUGCAAGCGGCCCCUGACGGAGCGCCAGACGGCCAUCACGAUGCGGCUCUGCACCGUUACCAUUGGCACCCUGAGCACCGUCCUGGUGUUCGGCGUGGAGCGCAUGGGCACGCAUGUGAUGCAGCUGUUCAUGAUACUGAGCUCGGUGACGCAGGGUCCGCUGUUUGCGCUCUUUGUGAUGGGCAUGCUCUGCCCGCGCCUAAACUCAAAAAGUGCUCUGACUGGCGCCCUGUGCUCCUUCGUCUUCAUGACCUGGCUGUGCAUCAACGCCCAGCUGGCCGCCCUCUCGGGUGAGCUGCACUACGAGCCGAAGCCGGUGAGCGUCGAGGGCUGCACCUACGGGUACGACGCGCCGGACGUGACUCUCGCAAAUGCCACAUUGACUGCCACGGAGCCGGCUUCGCUCAGCUUUUUCCAGCAGAUCUACUACACAUCCUUCAUGAGCUAUACUUUGUUCGCCUCUCUUGUGGGCAUCCUGGCUGGCCUGCUGUCGAGCCUCGUCUUUGGACGGCUGAAACUGGAGCAAGUGGACGUGGAGCUGCUGGCGCCCUGCAUGCGGCGAUUCUAUAAGAGCAAAUACGCCAGCGUGGAGCUUAAUGAUUCCGCAUUAAAGUCUGCCUAAAGAACAUAAAAUGUGCUUACGACUUAAGACUUAAGCAAUAAAAAUUUUGAUUAAGUA